Purpureocillium lilacinum is the source of this 2349-nucleotide messenger RNA. NCBI's taxonomy places the organism in Eukaryota, Fungi, Ascomycota, Sordariomycetes, Hypocreales, Ophiocordycipitaceae. The record is from RefSeq and is a predicted model, not a curated record.
AUGAAGGCCGCCGGGCUCGCUGCUCCCCUCCGCCGGAGCGGGCUCAGCGCCGCGUCAACCCGCUGCCGACUCCUCUCUAGCCAGCUCAUCACUCCAGCGAUCGCCUCCCAUGGUCUUCAGUCGCGUUGUCAACGGCGCACAGUGGCCUCUACGCCGCAAAACUCGGCUGCUCUGCGGGACAUCCUCCGCGUCUCGGACGAGGUUGCCGAUGCCGUCCGGCUAAACAAGCCCGUCGUUGCUCUCGAGUCUACCAUUUACACCCACGGCGCGCUGGGCAAGGAUCUCGCUCGUGAGCAUGACGACCUUGUUCGCAGCCACGGCGGCAUCCCCGCCAUUAUUGCCAUUGUUGACGGUGUUCCCACUGUCGGCGCCUCGACCCAGGACAUUGUCCGCAUGAUCGAGGACAAGGACACAACUAAGGUUUCGAGAAGAGACAUCUCUUACCUGGUGGGCAUGGGCCUUGCCGGCCGCAAGAUUCACGGCGGCACAACCAUAUCCGGCACCAUGCUUCUCGCCAGACUAGCUGGCAUUCGCGUCUUCGGCACUGGUGGCCUCGGAGGCGUUCACCGCGGCGGGGAGAGCUCCAUGGAUGUGUCCGCCGAUCUCACCGAGCUGGGCCGCACCCGGGUCGCCGUCAUCAGCAGCGGCUGCAAGGGUUUCCUCGACAUCCCCCGCACUCUCGAGUAUCUCGAGACGCAGGGCUGCCUCGUAUCAACUUUCGCCGACGGCCGCACCGGGAAGAUCGACUUCCCUGCCUUUUGGGCGCGCGACAGCGGCACCAAGAGCCCGUCCGUCGUCUACACCGAAAAGGAGGCCGCCGCCAUGAUCCUCGCCCAGGAGCGCCUCGGCAUCGAGUCGGGCAUGCUCUUCGCCAACCCCAUCCCUGAAGAGUUUGGCGUCCCAUCAGCAGACAUGAGCGCCGCGAUCGAGCUGGCCGUGCGCGAAGCGGUGGAAAAGGGUUUCACGGGCAGCAAGAACACGCCGUACGUGCUGCAGCGGUUGAAGGAGAUUACGGGCGAAAAGGCCGUCGUUGCAAACAAGGCUCUGGUGACGUCCAACAUCAUCCGGGCGACCAACGUCUCCGUCGAGCUGUCCCGAAUGUUGACGUCGGGUGCCGGGCCGGUGAUGAGCUCUGGCGCGCCUGUGGUGACACCCAAGGCGGAUAUUCUCGUAGCCGGAGCUGUGGCUGUCGAUUUGAGCUGUGACUUCAAGAGCGCCAGGGCUGGUGAGACGGCGCCGCAACCGCAUACGUCGAACCCAGCCCAGAUCAGUCAGUCCAUCGGCGGUGUCGGCCACAAUGUCGCCCUCGCGGCCCAUCUGGCGAGCAAGCAGGCCCGAGUGCAGUUCUGCAGUAUGGUCGGCGACGACGUGGCUGGGUCCACGGUGCUCACAUCCCUGGAGGCUGCCGGCCUCGGGGGUGCCUUUGUCCGCAAGUUGGACCAGCAGUCACAUCCCGGAAGCCGUACCGCGCAGUAUGUUGCAGUGAACGACGGGAGCAAGAAUCUGGUCAUGGCCAUGGCAGACAUGGGCAUCUUUACGCAGCACGCUUCCGAAGAACUCCGAGAGUCCGCCGUGGCGGCCACGUCGCCCAAGUGGACCGUCGUCGACGGCAACUGGGCCGCAAAGGACAUCAAGGCUUGGAUCAAGACGGCAAAAGACCACAACUCCAAAGUCGCCUUUGAGCCCGUCUCGGUUGAAAAGUCAAAGGGCCUGUUUGGUCCUCAGCGACGGGUGCCCAAGCUGGGCGUCUUUCCCAGUGCCAGCGUGGACCUCGCCUCACCAAACAUCUACGAACUGUCGGCCAUGUACACAGCGGCAAAGGAGAACGGCUACCUCGAGCUGGGGCAAUGGUUCGACGUCAUCGACGCCUUCGGCAUGACCGGCGCCCGGGACCGGUUCGUGCGCCUCACGUCCCCUGCACUCACCGACGCUGGCGUCCCCGUGCAAUGCGUCAACCUGCUCCCCUACAUACCCACCCUCAUCACAAAACUCGGCGCCGACGGAGCCUUGCUCACGAUGCUCCUGGGCCGCGACGACCCGCUGCUGCGCGAUCGUGACGCAGAGGAGUACAUCCUGACGCGCGCUGCGCCGAACCACGAGUCCGUGGGCGGCAUCUACAUGAGGAUGUUCCCGGCGGCGGAGACGGUGCGGGACAUUGUCUCAGUCAAUGGCGUGGGCGACACGUUCCUCGGCGUCUUGAUCUCUGGGCUGGCCCAGGGAGGGCGCGUCGAGCACCUGAUAGACGUGGCGCAGAGGGGUGCGGUGCUGACGCUCAAGAGUGCCGAGUCUGUUAACCCGAAGCUGGGACAGCUGGAAGAGGACCUGACUAGGGCAGCGUCCCGGAGAUAG